This is a messenger RNA of Stomoxys calcitrans (stable fly), 870 nucleotides long. RefSeq names its product protein takeout-like. NCBI's taxonomy places the organism in Eukaryota, Metazoa, Arthropoda, Insecta, Diptera, Muscidae. The coding region runs from base 42 to 776 and encodes 244 amino acids. The record is from RefSeq and is a predicted model, not a curated record. The transcript has 5 exons.
UUUGUCAAUAGUUCGUACAUAAAUACAGAUUUCAGAAUAGGAUGACAAUAAAAGUGAUUGUUAUACUCCACGUCAUAAUAGGCGCUGUGCUUGGAGCCUUUCCGGAUGAUCCCAAACCCUGUAAAUAUGGUGACGCAGAUUGUUUUGGUAAACUUUUCGAGUAUUUUGUUAGCGAAAAACAUAAUGGUGAUGACAGUAUCGGUUUGACAUCCAUUGACCCUUUGCCAAUAAAAAAGAUACCAGUAAGUGUCGGCUCUGAUAGUCCCGUCAAUGUUGAUUUGGUAGUGUACGAUGGAAAAGCUGAAGGAGUAAAGACCUUAAAGUUUGUUAAAAUGAAGGGAUUUGGCAAGGAUAUUGCAGUAAAUCAUGAAAUUGUUUGUCAAUCCGAAAGCCUCGUCACCACAGGCCAUUAUAAUGUUACCGGAAAAGUUCUACUUCUACCCGUUUCCGGGCAUGACAUGUGCAACAUUACAUUGCUAAAACCAACAGCAACACUCGGAUGGACAGGAGUCCCUUAUGAAAAGGAUGGUGAAACCUACAUGAAACCCGACAAAUUUUAUCUUCAUCUGGAACCACAAGGUGUUAUAGUGAAUUUCAACAACCUCUACAACGACAAAGCUUUGUCCGAUAAUAUGAACAAAAUCUUAAACGAAAACAUAAAAGAAAUCUACCCCGAGAUUGCGAAUUUUGUCGACAAAGGCUUUGCUUCCAUUGUUCGUAAAGUGAUUACAAAAAUUUUUGCAACAUAUCCCUAUGAAAAGUUUUUCAUUAAUUAAAAAAAAUAUCAAUAAUUAGAAAUUGAUACAAAACUUGUAAAUAGAAAUUAGAACAAAAAUAAAUAAAAAAAAUAUAGUUUUGCUUUCUAAUUAA